GUGCCGAUCAAUUACACUAUCAUCACGGGCCUGAUGAUUCCGUUGUUCGCAGAUGCAUACUGGGCAAUAUAUGAUUGGCGUAUCGACAGCGCUGUGGACCUAUCGGACCAACACAGCCAGCUAGGAAACAACGACCGUGAGAAAGUAUGAAUAUAUCUGCUUUGAUAACGUCCUCACUGACUGUGACGUUCCGUUGCCCCGAUGUUAUCUGUCACUUUCAAAGCUUCCACACGGUCACUGCGCUUUGCGUCAACCGCAGGUCACAGUUUGCGGUCUGCAGUGGGCCUGCGUCAAUUCCAUGGAUCCCUGAAGUCCCAAGAGCACUACUUAAAUGCUGAUGAAAAGACUUUUGAAAAAGUCGCUUUGAACCCUGCCAAUGAAAAGGCCGUCCUGGUUGACUUUUAUGCAGAGUGGUGCAACCCUUGCAAGAUGAUUUCGCCCCUACUUGAAAAAUUGACCAGUGACGAGACAGUGAAAACUGGUAGCGGCCGUUCGCUUGACUUGGUCACAGUGGACACAGACUCAGAGUUCGACUUGGCAACAAAAUACAAGGUGCGGGCGCUACCCACAGUCAUAGCAUUCAAGGAUGGCCAGAAGGUUGACCAGUUUGUUGGAGCCCUGAAUGAAGAUGGCAUUCGCCAGUUCAUAGCCAAGUUAUAGGAGACAUGUAGCGUCCUUACAUG
Messenger RNA from Suillus discolor, 683 nucleotides. RefSeq names its product thioredoxin-like protein. NCBI's taxonomy places the organism in Eukaryota, Fungi, Basidiomycota, Agaricomycetes, Boletales, Suillaceae. The transcript has 4 exons. Bases 202 to 660 code for a protein of 152 amino acids. The record is from RefSeq and is a predicted model, not a curated record. Gene Ontology annotation, molecular function: oxidoreductase activity, acting on a sulfur group of donors, disulfide as acceptor. Gene Ontology annotation, cellular component: cytoplasm.